Oryzias latipes (Japanese medaka) is the source of this 7334-nucleotide messenger RNA. RefSeq names its product phospholipase C beta 1-like (gene plcb1l). Gene Ontology annotation, cellular component: nuclear speck; cytoplasm. NCBI's taxonomy places the organism in Eukaryota, Metazoa, Chordata, Actinopteri, Beloniformes, Adrianichthyidae. Gene Ontology annotation, biological process: memory; phosphatidylinositol metabolic process; lipid catabolic process. The record is from RefSeq and is a predicted model, not a curated record. Gene Ontology annotation, molecular function: phosphatidylinositol-4,5-bisphosphate phospholipase C activity; calmodulin binding; calcium ion binding.
AAUAAAAUCCAGGUAUUUCCACACCUGUGGGUUGCUGUUGCAUGCACCUGCUGCUCCUUCCGCUGUGCUCUGAUGUCUCUCUGCCUCCGCCUGUUUGGCCGCGGACGCACGGAGGCGCCAGAUCACUUAAAGCAUCGAUCCGGUCCUCGUGCUCACCAGUGGAUCCGAUUCCAAGCCAGACGUGCAGCUCAUUCAGAUGUCCUCCCUUUCUCCACCACUCUGUCCGUCUGUGACACGCGUGCGCCCUCCUCGUCUCUGCGCGUCAGCUGUGCCGCUCCGCCGCGUCCUCUGCGCCGCCGCCGCCAAUGCGGGUAUGACAUCCAGCAGGCAGGAGUAGUGGGCUUCCGCCAGCCUGUUUAAGACCGUUACAGAGGAGGAACGGGCAUCGGAGCGGGCACCGGCAGCGGGCACGGGGAAGUGACUCAUUUCUUGCCGCGCGUCGAGAGGAGUGGAUGAGUCGAUGGCCGGGGCACAGCCUGGAGUUCACGCGCUGCAGCUCAAGCCCGUGUGCGUGCCGGAGUGCCUCAAGAAGGGCAACAAAUUCAUGAAAUGGGAAGAUGACUCUACGGCAGUGACCCCGGUGACCCUUACAGUUGACCCAAAAGGCUACUUCCUGUACUGGACGGACCAAAACAAGGACACAGACCUGCUGGAUGUAGCGUUCAUAAAAGAUGCCAGAAACGGAAAGUUCUGUAAAAUGCCAAAGGACGCUAAACUCCGUGAGGUGCUGGACAUCAGCACCCUGGUGGGGAAGUUGGAAAACAGGAUGCUGACGGUGGUGAGCGGCACGGACAUGGUUAACAUCACCUAUCUGAACUUCAUGGCCUUUCAGGAGGAGAUCGCAAAGGAAUGGGCAGAGGAGCUCUUCAAGCUGGCAUCAAACCUGCUGGUGCAAAACUCUUCAAGAGAGACCUGCCUGGAGAAGGUAUACACUCGACUGAAGCUGCAGCUCAACCCUGAGGGACGAAUCCCUGUCAAGAAUAUCUUCAGGAUAUUCUCAGCAGACAGGAAGCGAGUGGAGACAGCUCUGGAAAGCUGUAACCUCCCUUCUGGCAGAAACGAGUCCAUCCCCCAGGAGGACUUCACCCCAGAGGUUUACAGCAUGUUCCUGAGCAACAUCUGCCCCCGACCUGAGUUGGACCACAUCUUCUCUGAAAUCGGGGCGAAGAGUCGACCGUACCUCACCGUGGAGCAGAUGACCGAGUUCAUCAACAGCAAACAGCGGGACCCUCGUCUGAAUGAGAUCCUCUACCCCCCCCUCAAGGCGGAGCAGGUUCAGGUUCUGGUGGACAAAUACGAACCCAACGCUUCUUUGGCACAGAAAGGUCAAAUGUCGGUGGAAGGCUUCUCCAGGUACCUGAAUGGAGAAGAGAACAGCAUCAUUCCCCCAGAGAAGCUGGACCAGAGUGAAGACAUGACCUUCCCUCUUUCCCAUUACUUCAUCAACUCCUCACAUAACACAUACCUCACAGCGGGCCAGCUUGCAGGAAACUCUUCGGUGGAGAUGUACAAACAGGUCCUGCUGUCCGGGUGCCGCUGCAUCGAGCUCGACUGCUGGAAGGGUCGCACCACGGAAGAGGAGCCCGUCAUCACCCACGGCUUCACCAUGACCACGGAAAUCUCCUUCAAGGAAGUGAUAGAAGCGAUCGCUGAGUGUGCCUUCAAGACCUCACCUUUCCCCAUCAUCCUGUCUUUUGAGAACCACGUGGACUCACCCAAGCAGCAGGCUAAGAUGGCAGAGUACUGCCGGUCGAUAUUUGGAGACGCGUUGCUGAUGGAGCCUCUGGAGAAAUAUCAGCUGGAAGCAGGAGUUCCACUGCCCAGCCCCAUGGAGCUGAUGGGAAAAAUACUGAUCAAGAACAAAAAGAAACACCACAAAGCUAACGGAAGCACCAAGAAAAAGCUCUCCGAGCAGGUUUCUAACACCUACAGCGACUCUUCCAGCGUGUGUGAGCCGUCCUCUCCGAGCGCGGGUUCAACCAAAGAGGAACCAGAGCCCCCCCAGCCCUGUGAGGCCGCUGAGCUUGUGCUGAGAGCCCAGAGCAGGAAGUCCAUCGGUGAAGUGGAGGCUGAAAGUGACGAGGAAGACGACGACGAUGACGACUGUAAAAAAGGCUCGAUGGAUGAGGGCACAGCAGGCAGCGAGGCCUUUGCCACAGAAGAAAUGUCCAACUUGGUCCUUUACAUCCAGCCUGUCAAGUUUCACAGCUUUGAGACUUCUAAAAAGAUCAACCGCAGUUACCAGAUGUCGUCGUUUGUGGAGACCAAAGCUUUGGAGCAGCUGACCAAGUGUCCCGUCGAGUUUGUGGAAUACAACAAGCUGCAGCUCAGCAGGAUCUACCCGAAAGGCACCCGGGUGGAUUCAUCCAACUACAACCCUCAGCUCUUCUGGAAUGCCGGCUGUCAGCUGGUGGCGCUGAACUUCCAGACCGUUGAUUUAUCCAUGCAGCUGAACCUAGGAAUGUUUGAGUAUAACGGGAAGUGCGGCUACAGACUCAAACCGGAGUUCAUGAGGAGACCGGAUAAGCACUUUGACCCUUUCACCGAGAGCACUGUGGACGGGAUUGUCGCCAACACGCUGUCGGUUAAGAUCCUCUCAGGUCAGUUCUUGUCUGAUAAAAAGGUAGGAACAUACGUGGAGAUCGACAUGUUCGGCCUGCCGGUUGACACCAAGAGGAAAGCGUUCAAGACCAAGACGUCUCAGGGCAACGCCAUCAACCCGGUCUGGGAAGAGGAGGCCAUCGUGUUUAAGAAGGUUGUCCUCCCCACGCUGGCUUCUCUGAGGAUUGCAGUGUUUGAGGAAGGAGGGAAGUUCAUCGGCCACCGCAUCUUUCCUGCAUCUGCCAUCCGUCCAGGUUAUCACUACAUCAACCUGAGGAAUGAGAAGAACCAGUUGCUGACAUUACCGUCCCUGUUCGUUUACGUGGAAGUGAAGGACUACGUCCCCGACACCUUUGCAGACGUCAUAGAAGCGCUGUCCAAUCCGAUACGCUAUGUCAACCUGAUGGAGCAGAGAGCCAAUCAGCUGGCUGCUCUCACUCUGGAGGAAGGAGGCGAGGAAGAGGGCGACAAAGAGGUGGAGGCAGGAAGUGAUGCCCCCACAGAAUCCAAAGUGGACCGUGGGGUCGUGCAGCCUGCAGAAAAUGGACUGGAGACGCCCAUCAUCCCCUCCAAACCGCCCUCAUUGGUCGGCCCGACUCAGUCUGCAGGUUCGCUGAAGCCGGCGGCGAAGACUGAAGACAUCAUACAGAGCGUCCUCACGGAGUUGGAGGCUCACACGGUGGAGGAGUUAAAGCAGCAGAAGAGUUUUGUUCGGGAGCAGCGGAAGCAGUACAAGGAGAUGAAGGAGCUGGUCCGCAAACACCACCGCAAGACCGGCGAGAUGAUCAAGGAGCACACGGCCCGCAUCUCCGAGCUCCAGGGCCAGCAUCAGCGCAGGAGGUCGGCCCUGCAGAAGAGUUAUAAACGAGACGGUAAGAAAAGUCAGUCUGAACACUCCCUGUCGUCUCUGGACCAAGAGCUGACGGAGCUGGAUCAAGAGUGCAACCAGCGGCUGGCUGAGCUGAAGGAGCAGCAGCAGCAGCAGCUCCUCACCCUCCGUCAGGAGCAAUACUACAGCGAAAAGUACCAGAAACGGGAGCACAUAAAGCAGCUGGUUGAAAAACUGACGGGUUUAGCUGAAGAAUGCCAGAGUGCUCAGCUCAAAAAGCUCAGAGACAUCUGUGAAAAAGAAAAGAAGGAUCUCAAGAAGAGGAUGGACAAGAGAAGACAAGAGAAGAUCACUGAGGCCAAAUCCAAAGACAAGAAUGUGACAGAAGAAGAGAAGUUGGAGAUCAACAGAUCCUUUGUGAAUGAGGUGGUGCAGUACAUCAAGAGGUUGGAGGACGCUCAGAGCAAAAGACAGGAGAGGCUGCAGGACAAACACAAGGACGUUCGGCAGCAAAUCCUGGACGAAAGGCCAAAGUUGCAGAGCGAUCUGGACCAGGAGUACCAGGACAAGUUUCGCCGGCUACCCGUUGAGAUCCAAGAGUUCGUCCAGGACAGCAGCAAGGCCAAACAAAGCGGCGACUUUAUCCACGGGAGCCUCGUUUCCUCCUCGACAGCCGAGAAACUCAACCACAAGGCGUCGCAGUCCGAGGACGAAACCGAGGAGGGCUCGUCAGAACACGUCUACGACACGGCUCUUUAGGGGUUUCACCUUUGCUCCCCAUUUUGUUUGGUGUUUGAUCCCAGAUCGAGGAUGAAACUUCCACAAAUGUAGUCCAGAUUGUAAGCGAUGGGAGGAUUAGAUGAAAUCUGAGCCUGAGUUGGUGAGUAGAGGUCCUCUCUGUGGUAUUUUGUCCAGAGAAGCAUUGGGUGUAAAUAACUUUUUUGUGCAUUUGUACGUACGUUGUCUUCUCUUUUGGUACCGCCACAGGAGGUGUUACACCACUAACUACUUGCAGGAAAAGACUUUUACUUGAACUUUUGCACAGAGAUUAGUUUCUUUUCAUGUCUUUGUCAUCGGGAUGUUGUAGGGAGAUGUGGCGUGCCAAGACUUCUUGAUUGUUCUACGGUGAAUCUUCAGUCCGCUGAGAUUCUGUAAAGAACCCGUUGAUGUAGAACCUGUACAGCCUCCACCAUUACAGUCCCUUGUGUUUGCACUGACCAUCAUAACUUAGUCAGAUUGAUUUCAACCCAGUGACUUUCUGGUUCUGUUCUCACAGAGUUAAUCCUAAGUGUUGCUGCUAAAUAUUUGUAUCGAUCCUUUGACAUAUUGCCAUGGUGCACAGUUUAGUUAUACAUGUACUUUUUUUGGGAUGUUUAUUUUUUAACAAGUUUGCAUUAUUUGUGUCCCAGCAGGAGCAAAGGGAAUUGUGCUGUACAGGGUCUGCAUGUAUCUGAACAAUUGUACAUGUUACAGUAGGUCUGUAGCAGACAUGUGAAUAAUCUGUGUAAAUAAUCAUUAUUCCUGCGUGCGUUUUGACUGUACCUGCUCAACAGUUGACAUUGUGGCUCAGCGCUUCACUGUGAAGUCAACAGAACAGGACGGAGGCAUGUUUGUGUUUCUAGCUGCUCGUUUGCCCUCCAGAACUCAAACAGACAGACCAGGACGUUCAAACACUAGCAGAUCCUGUUGUGGUUUACAGGUAGCCGUUCCCUUGUGUACCCACGGGUGCAUUCAGGAAGCAACCUGACUCUUAAACCCACAUGCUCACAUAUUCCAAUUUGCAGAGGGAUUCUUUUGCUGCGUUUAGGCCACGUUUGGCUGGACUUCCUCCCCUCUAUGUGAACUUAAAGCCCCACUCUGAUGAAAAUGAUCCUUUUAGCAUGUUCUUGCGACUUUUUUCUCAUAAUGGUGGACAAUUAGAAAGAAAAUGGCAUUUCUUUCUUUAUUGAAGGCCGUGUCACACAGCGAGUAGUACACGUCUUUCAUGAUACAUGCGUAACAUACAGAAAUCAUGACUGCGAUGUGUGCAGAAGUCCAUCCAGGGUUUCGUCUGACCCGUCUUUCCGUGAAUUCGGUUUUGAGUUGUUCAAACUUUUUGGUCGGUUGAGAAUUACCCAAUUAUUAUGUUAAUCUUACUCAUUUGUGCGUGAUUUUUGCUUGAUGCAUUUGGAAAUUUGUGGCUUUCUAAGAAAUUCCUACAAACGUCUAACAGACUUCACGGAUGUACCACCGAUGUAUGACUUUUAUAUCACGUAUCCGACGCACAAAUCACAUUAAAUUAUGAAAUUGACCCAGAAAUCACUAAUGAAUUGCAUAUAAACAGCGCAAUAUUCACACGCGGUCCAUGUUCUUCAUUGAUUUACGUGUUCUUUGCGGGGUUUAUUUGUACUUCAUCUGUUGCUUUAACGUGGUUCAUUCGUGAUACAUCUGUAAAAAUGUCAAGCCACAACUUUUCUCAAUUUUUUUUCACGAAUGACCAAUUUUCAUCAGUGCAAUAUGCGCAAAAUGUACGUAGUGGCUGUGUGACACGGCCUUUAAAUUGUUGUGAAUCAGACUAGGUAAACACAGUUAGAUAAAAAUCGUAUUAGUGACAUAGAAAUCCAUCCCCUAGAUCCGUGUACGUCGUGUUUUUCCUCGUCUGAGCUGGAAUCUGGCUAAAACUGUACGGCUGGAUAUCUCCAAUAUUGUUCGCUGUUUUUGUUGCACCAGUAGUAUUAGUAUGGUGGUGUGAGUAACUGUAAGCCGGUGUACACAGAGAGCUCUCAGCAAUGAGGAGGGGAAGGGGGCCACAACUCAACCGAUGCUCACAUUGCCCUCAGCCACUUUUGUUUGAGCAACCACUUCCGGUGAGAAGUCAAUGUAAACGCUCAUAGAUGCACGUUUCGAGCUUCCGCGUUCAAGUUGCAAGUUUUUACGACUCUACGUACAAACCGCGUGUCGAAAGUUAAACCAAGUUGGAUUUUGACCAAUCAGGGACUCUGAUUUGGUAGUGAUGUAUGGACGGCGUCUCUUUUAAUACGCGGAUGUUCCAACCGUUGGAAAAUUGAUCAUGGAGGAGACAAGUUGUGCCAAGCCGGAAUUCUAUGCCACCAAGUCUUUCAUGUAUCGGAAUAAAGCUGAGAAAGAAAGAACCUAGAACAAGAUUCCCCAGAUUUACACCCCUUUGACAUUUGGCACCAAGCCUCUUCCUGCUGUAGGUACUGGCCAUGCGCCGGUAUCGGGUAGCGGCCGAUGCAGUGAUAUGGGAGGUGCGUGUUCAAUGCACGUCACACGCCGCAUUUGAACAUUGCAUGAGAGGUGAAUUCGUGACGAACUGUUGCCGCUCUGCAGAAACUAUGUCCUAGAAAACGACACAGGUUUUUAGAUUUUGAAGAAAAAAAAACAUAGUUAAAAGAUGAUCAGAGUGAGACUUUAAGUCAGACCGAGGAGACGUUGAGACUUCCUACCUGUCCGGUGCCACCCCCCUCUGCCCCCCCUCCCCCAAAGAGCAUGUGAAAACAAACAAAAUGAUUCUCUGAAAAGAGGGUUGCUGGUUAGUACAGUCAAAACAGGGACACUGGUGUGAGAGUCUCGUGCCUUUGAAAGGGUUUGCCAUGUUUGAUGUUGAAUGUGUAAAAUGCAGCACUGUUUGAAUUGCUAUUGUAAUGUACUCCAUGAAGAUGUCUGGUAUUAAAUAAAUGUCUGCACUUCUAUUACGGAACCACUACUGAGAAAUGCUUUGAAUGAGCAGGACGAGGGAAGACAGACCUGUUGUUUUUCUUUUAACUUACCAGGACCCCCCCCCCCCAGUUUUAAGUGUAUGUACCUGGAAAUAUAAAUGUAUGUACGGCUUAAACACGAAGUUGAGACAAGUACAGUGUGAAGGGAACUUGUCACUUUAAAUAAAUGUGGCCAUUGUACUUUU